AUGGUGCUGAGAGCUGAAGUAAAAGGAAAUCUCUUCAAUGCCUUCAGGUUUAGCAAGAAGGAGGUUGUUUGCAACCUGCUGGAAACCAUUUUUCAGGGCUGGGCUUCGGCAUUGAAAAGGGACCAGAAGCCAGAUUACCAUGGGCUGUGGAGUCUCUUUACCCUGGCUCCUACAAAGCAGACAGCCCAUAAAUCCACCGGAGGUAAAGCACCCAGGAAGCAACUGGCUACAAAAGCCGCUCUCAAGAGUGCGCCCUCUACUGGAGGGGUGAAGAAACCUCAUGGAUACAGGCCGGGUACUGCGGCACUCCGUGAAAUUAGACGUUAUCAGGAGGCCACUGAACUUCUGAUUCGCAAACUUCCUUUCCAGCAUCCUGUGCGAGAAAUUGCUCAGGAUUUCAAAGCACGUCAGCGCUUUCAGAGCGCUAUUGGUGUUUUGCAGGAGGCAAGUGUGGACUACUUGGCUGGCCUUUUUGAAGAUACCAACCUGUGUGCUAUCCGUGCCAAACGUGUAACAGUUACGCCAGAAGACAUCCAGUUAGCACGCUGCAUGCGUGGAGAACGUGCUUAA
Messenger RNA from Tupaia belangeri chinensis (Chinese tree shrew), 570 nucleotides. Its product is annotated as histone H3.3-like. Gene Ontology annotation, cellular component: nucleosome. Bases 1 to 570 code for a protein of 189 amino acids. The record is from RefSeq and is a predicted model, not a curated record. Lineage: Eukaryota; Metazoa; Chordata; Mammalia; Scandentia; Tupaiidae. The transcript has 2 exons. Gene Ontology annotation, molecular function: protein heterodimerization activity; DNA binding; structural constituent of chromatin.